Messenger RNA from Astrephomene gubernaculifera, 788 nucleotides. Lineage: Eukaryota; Viridiplantae; Chlorophyta; Chlorophyceae; Chlamydomonadales; Astrephomenaceae. The record is from the annotation of a GenBank genome assembly.
CUUUAUCUUAGUGUAUGUAAACUUUCGUAAGUGCUGCUGUCUCACCCAGACGCGAACCCACGUGCUCAAGGCAACCGCUCCAUACAAUGGCUCUUUGCACAGUUUCACAAAGCACAGCGACAGUGAGCUGUUCCCGUCAACGUUGUUGUGAUCGAACAAGUUUGGCGAGAAUUGGUUGGAACACGAAGGGUUGGGCCGCCGUUCCUUGUCGAACGAGCGUGCGUGCGCGAACUGCGCACGCAGCGUUGGUUACCGCUCCAACGGCGACAGAGCCUAAUAUUCCAAUCCCUCAACAUGGUAUUCAACCUGAUGCCACAAAGCUCGUUGGCAACACGCCAAUGGUCUUCUUGAACUCGGUAUCCAAGGGCUGCCUCGCCCGCAUAGCUGUGAAGUUGGAGAGCUUUGAGCCAUGUUGCAGCGUCAAAGAUCGAAUCGCACUGAGCAUGAUCGAGCGAGCGGAGCAGGCGGGGCAAAUCAAGCCCGGAGAGACAACCCUGAUCGAGCCCACCAGCGGCAACACCGGCAUCGCACUGGCCUACGUUGCCGCCGCCAAGGGCUACCGGCUGCUGCUGACCAUGCCCGACAGCAUGAGUGUGGAGCGGCGGGUGCUGCUGAGGGCCUUCGGGGCGCAGCUGGAGGUCACACCGGGGAAGAUGGGUAUGACGGGCGCCAUCCAGCGUGCCGAGCAGCUGCUGGCCGCCACCCCGGGCGCCUUCAUGCUGCAGCAGUUCGACAACCCAGCCAACCCCGCCGCGCACUACGCCACCACGGGGCCCGAGAUAUGGCGC